Morchella importuna is the source of this 216-nucleotide messenger RNA. RefSeq lists its product as uncharacterized. Gene Ontology annotation, cellular component: RNA polymerase I complex; RNA polymerase III complex; RNA polymerase II, core complex. The record is from RefSeq and is a predicted model, not a curated record. Gene Ontology annotation, molecular function: DNA-directed RNA polymerase activity; DNA binding; zinc ion binding. NCBI's taxonomy places the organism in Eukaryota, Fungi, Ascomycota, Pezizomycetes, Pezizales, Morchellaceae. Gene Ontology annotation, biological process: transcription by RNA polymerase II; tRNA transcription by RNA polymerase III; transcription by RNA polymerase I. Bases 1 to 216 code for a protein of 71 amino acids. The transcript is spliced from 4 exons.
AUGAUUAUCCCCAUUCGUUGCUUCUCGUGCGGAAAGGUUGUUGCAGAUCUUUGGGAACGCUACCUCCAGCUUCUGGAGGAGAAUGUUACUGAAGGUGAUGCUAUGGACCAGCUCGGCUGCAAACGCUACUGCUGCCGUAGAAUGAUCAUGACACACGUCGACUUGAUCGAGAAGCUCCUACGAUACAACCCCCAGGAACGUAACCGCGCCCGGUAG